This is a messenger RNA of Rhizophagus irregularis DAOM 181602=DAOM 197198, 505 nucleotides long. The record is from RefSeq and is a predicted model, not a curated record. NCBI's taxonomy places the organism in Eukaryota, Fungi, Glomeromycota, Glomeromycetes, Glomerales, Glomeraceae.
GUUUAAAAAAAAACAGACUUUUUAAAACAAUAACAUAAACCUUUAUAUAUAAAAAUUUCAUUUUUUAAAAUGUGCUUUGCUGUAACUUGUCAAACCUGUAAUAAACAAACUUGGCAGGGAUGUGGAAAACAUGUUGAGUCAGUUAUGAGUAAAAUACCAGUUGAGGAUCGUUGCACCUGUAAAAGAGAUGACAAUAAAAAACCAGAAACUGAAAAAAAAACCGAACCUAAAAAGGUGAAUAAAUAAUUAUAUAUAUUAUUUAUUUCCCUCAGAAAAUAAUUGUUAUUAUAUUUUAUUAUUAUAAAAUGAUUUCUUUGUUCAUCAUAAUUAUGUAAUUUAUAAUAAUCAUUAUUAAUAAAAUUUUUAAGAAAAUAUUAAGGUUAUAAGCACCAUACAUAAUUGGAAUUCUUCAUAUACAAAAACAAUUAAUAAAAUUUUUGUUUCAUAAAGAAAAAAUAAAAAUAAUAAUAAUAUUUCUUUGAUAUAAUAGGUAAGUUCUUUCGAG